This is a messenger RNA of Physeter macrocephalus (sperm whale), 946 nucleotides long. RefSeq names its product tubulin alpha-1D chain-like. Gene Ontology annotation, cellular component: cytoplasm; microtubule. NCBI's taxonomy places the organism in Eukaryota, Metazoa, Chordata, Mammalia, Artiodactyla, Physeteridae. Gene Ontology annotation, molecular function: GTP binding; structural constituent of cytoskeleton. The record is from RefSeq and is a predicted model, not a curated record. The transcript has a single exon. Gene Ontology annotation, biological process: mitotic cell cycle; microtubule cytoskeleton organization. The coding region runs from base 32 to 931 and encodes 299 amino acids.
GGGCACUGGCUCUGGCUUCACCUCGCUCCUGAUGAUGCGGCUCUCUGUUGACUAUGGCAAGAAAUCCAAGCUGGAGUUCUCCAUCUACCCAGCCCCGCAGGUGUCCACAGCCGUGGUGGAGCCCUAUAACUCCAUCCUGACCACCCACACCACCCUGGAGCACUCAGACUGUGCCUUCAUGGUGGACAACGAAGCCAUCUAUGACAUCUGCCGCCGCAACCUAGACAUCGAGCGCCCGACUUACACCAACCUCAACCGCCUCAUCAGCCAAAUCGUCUCCUCCAUCACGGCCUCCCUGCGCUUCGACGGGGCCCUCAACGUGGACCUGACAGAGUUCCAGACCAACCUGGUGCCCUACCCUCGCAUCCACUUCCCCCUGGCCACCUAUGCGCCAGUCAUCUCUGCAGAGAAAGCCUACCACGAGCAGCUGUCGGUGGCAGAGAUCACCAAUGCCUGCUUCAAGCCUGCCAACCAGAUGGUGAAGUGUGAUCCCUGUCACGGCAAGUACAUGGCCUGCUGCCUGCUGUACCGUGGAGACGUGGUGCCCAAGGAUGUCAACGCCGCCAUCGCUGCCAUCAAGACCAAGCGCAGUAUUCAGUUCGUGGACUGGUGCCCCACGGGCUUCAAGGUUGGCAUCAACUACCAGCCCCCCACUGUGGUGCCCGGGGGUGACCUGGCCAAGGUGCAGCGUGCCGUGUGCAUGCUGAGCAACACGACCGCCAUCGCUGAGGCCUGGGCCCGCCUGGACCACAAGUUUGACCUGAUGUAUGCCAAGAGGGCAUUCGUGCACUGGUACGUGGGCGAGGGCAUGGAGGAGGGUGAGUUCUCUGAGGCCCGGGAGGAUAUGGCUGCCCUGGAGAAGGAUUACGAGGAGGUGGGCAUGGAUAGUGUGGAGGGGGAGGGAGAAGAGGAGGAGGGGGAUGAAUGCUAGGGGACUCCUUCGUGU